UAUGAGUGACGAUUCUGAAAGUUUGGAUUUCCCUAACACCCCAUUUUACACCUUUGUAAUUUAUUUUAUUUACUUCUAUUAUUUAGAAUAUAACUAUUGGAUUAACAUUAUCAUUGACCAAAUUAUGUGCAAACAAGUGUAGAUUAUUCAAACCUGAUUAAGGUACAAAAUUGUCAGAAAAUGAUGUAUAAUGUGUCAGUAAUCAAUCUAUUUUAAUAAAAAAACAGAAAAUUGUGCUGCCACCAUAAAUAAUAAUUACUCAACAUUUACAAGUUCAUUAAAAGAGGCUAUCAAUUUUGAAGAUGCAUUUGGAGUUUUCGAACCAGAAGAAUGAA
This is a messenger RNA of Paramecium pentaurelia, 335 nucleotides long. The record is from the annotation of a GenBank genome assembly. Lineage: Eukaryota; Ciliophora; Oligohymenophorea; Peniculida; Parameciidae.